This is a messenger RNA of Ilyonectria robusta, 1450 nucleotides long. RefSeq lists its product as uncharacterized. Bases 262 to 1395 code for a protein of 377 amino acids. The record is from RefSeq and is a predicted model, not a curated record. NCBI's taxonomy places the organism in Eukaryota, Fungi, Ascomycota, Sordariomycetes, Hypocreales, Nectriaceae. The transcript is spliced from 2 exons.
CAGAAAUUCCCCAAGCAAAGAUCUCGACUCGUUAGUUUGCCUCUGUCCAGGUAGCGUCUGUUGAGGCCACGGCGUCAAGAAGGUCUCUUUCAUCCCGGCGAGGAUAACAAAGGCGGUCGCUCUAGCUCUCUGGAGCAUCAGUAUCUAGACAAGAAAGAUGCCCCGGAUGUCUCGACCCGUCGGAGUUGGCUAUCGUCUACUCGGAAACGGACGGCAACUUGCUCGUCUGCACGUCUGAGUCAACGAGCCAUCGGGUUUGACAUGACCGAGUCCACGUCGCAGUCACAGAAAUCAGAGCAUCUUCCGGUGGUCGCACGCCGCCGCAAAAGUCUAGGCGAUGUCUUCCAAAGCGUCAGGAUCAUGAAAUGGGUCCGUGAUAGAACCAUAGACUCCGACGAGCCAAAGCACCCAGUUGCAUCUUUUAUGUCAGAGGACGAAAUGUCAAAGGACGGAUUGUCAAAGGACAGACUGUCAGAGGAUGGACAGUCAGAGGCGAUAGAAGAUGCGGAACCAGGACCAUUCAACCCCGCCUCGAAUAUUCCACCUCAACUUGAGGUUCUAUCCGAGUUGAAUCAGGGGAACCUACAGAGAUCUUCCACCUUUCGAACCUUUCUAGAGAAGGCCGCCACUGACAUCAACGUCAAGUAUGGUUUGGCCCAGUCUUUACCAGCAUUCAAAGGUCGCAGUCGCUUGCCUUCGUGGCAGAAGAUUCUACCAGCAAAUAUUCAAAUCACACCAACCCGGACCACGAGCUCGUCUCAACCCGAACCUGGGCCCGGCACGGUUGCAGAAGCUUACUCGACGCCACCUGGCAUGCUUUUGGCUGAUAAGGCUACUAUUCCUUCUUGCCAAUCUUGUCACUCCCAGGCCUGUUGUCGCAGCAAAGAGAAGAGAGGGGUACCCAUUCAUCAAGUUGACAAAAUCUUGGAACAAUCGCUUCAUCUCAGGGAUCCCCCUCAGAAACCGCAUUUGAUGGAGCAUUUCACACUACCGAGACCCAGGGGCAGCGGAAAUCUCCCUGAUACUGCAUUGUCCCCCGUGUACAUUUCGGACAAUGGUCAGAAACUGGUCGAAGGCAGAUGGCUCGAUAACGAAUCUACCCGGACGACCCGUAUCUCAUGUCCCGAGCACGAGGAUCAAGAUGACUCCGAAUGCCACGUGUCUUGCCGAGAAAAACGCCCGGUCACCCCUGACAUACCCCCUGUAUCUCCCUCAGAAUCAGUUACUACCCUGAUGCUACCUUCAAGGGCCGUAUCUAAUUCUACGGAUGCUCAAUUUGGCAAAACAGAACCGUGUUCUCUGAUUCAUCUUAGGGCAUGGAUUAAAGAGUCCAAGAUGAAAAGCACGCCUAAUCAUUUGGCCAUCGAAACUGAGCCUUCUUCAGAGAUUCCCUAAUAUCCCCUUUGCCCAAGAACUUGCAUUACCUUUGUCAGAGCAUCGGCUUAGAACA